UUGUGGUGGCAGCUGCAGAGAAGUAUUUGGGUAUACGAGAUUUGACUUCUGAAGAGUUACAGGGUGUGUUGAGUGGGGGUGUCCCAUCCUUCCAGGCCAUAGGCAUGGGGCAGGAGCAAAUAGAGUCAAAGUAGUGGAAUGGUGUAGUCGGUUUUUUAAUGAGUGUAGGUGGCAGCUGCAGAGAAGUACCUGGGUGUAUGAGAUUUUACUGCGGAAGAGUUAUAAGAUGUUUUUAGAUUCUUUAUGAAAUAGUGGUAUAUAGGUGUAGGGUUGGUUGGUGUGCAUUUAUUUUUAUUUUUACCCCCUUUUUCUUUUUUUGUAUCACAAAUGUAAAGUGAUUUAACACAGAAUGUGGCAGCAUUCAUAAACAGAAUGUGCGAACGCCAUGAUACCAAAGAAGAAGAAGAAGAAGCCGGAAGUUCCUGGUGUUUGUAAAUCCAACAGCAAGCUUGCAACACUGAGGCAUAUCGGCAUACGACACCUCCUUCGACAGGAGUGGAAACUAAAGGAAGGAAGGGAAUUCUCUGUCAGCUGCAGUCGUUUGUAGUGUGUGCUGUUGACAAACAUGUUGUCGGAAGGCAGCUCCUUCAUGAAGGGGAUAGCCCUGGGAGGCACAUUCUGCCUGUUGUUGACCCUGUUGGGGAGCUUCACACCAGGCAUGCAGUCCAGCCCAGAGGACCACCACCACCACCACCACAUCAAGGCUCCCACCAAGGACGAGCUACAGAGCCUGUCUGAUCCCCAGAUGGUGGAGAUGAGCCAGAGAGUGCGGGUCUAUUGCGUCAUUAUGGUUCAGCCUUCUGUCCUGGGGUAUUGGUCCACAGCCAAGGACACCUGGGGUAAACACUGCGACCACGCCGUAUUCUACAGCUCUGAGUCGGCCAAAGCUCUGGAAGCGGUGGACCUUAACGAAAAGGACGAGUGGGCCAAGCUGCGCAAGGCCCUGAAGCACGCGUACGACAAUGCCGGCGACCUGCGCUGGUUCUUCGUUGCGCGGCCCACCACCUUCGCCAUCAUCGAGAACCUCAAGUACCUUGUUCUGGCCAAGGACCCCAACGAGCCCUUCUACAUCGGCCAUGCCAUGAAAUCGGGCGAACUGGAGUACGUGGAGUACCAGAGCGGCAUCGUGCUGAGCUACGAGGCCCUCAAGAGGCUGGUGAACGUGUUCAAGGACGAGGAGAAGUGUCCGGAGCGAGGCAGAGCCCUGUGGAAGCUGAGCGAGGAGAAACAACUGGCUCUAUGUCUGAAGUACACCGGGGUCUUUGCAGAGAAUGGCGAGGACACACAGGGCAAGGGGCUGUUCAACAGUAAGAGUGUGAGUUCACUCAUCCAAGACAGCAUGUCCAAAAACCCCUUGGACGUGGUGGAGGGCUGCUGCUCUGACUUAGCCAUCACCUUCAGCGGAAUGUCACCAAACCAGAUGCAGGUCAUGAUGUUUGGAGUUUACAGACUACGCCCGUAUGGGCACAACUUUCAUGAUUCCUUGAUAUUCCUGCCCCCCGAGGGCUCUGACAAUGACUAAAGUGCAAGGCUUCCCCCUUUGGGCCAGACAUGGCAUUAAACAGACUGCUGCUGUCAAGUCUGACUGGUGAAUAAAGACAAUUUUCUUAUUCAGUUUGUAUCCAUGAGGGAGGGUGGCAAAUACAUGAGGCAGGCAAAUCAUUAUUCUUAGUAUUUUAUACCUUUCAAAUUUGCACUCUGCACAUAAUACCAUUAUUAUGAAUGAACAGAUGAAGAAAUCACACAUUUGUAGAGCACGUGUCAAACUCAUUCCACAGAGGGCCAAGUGUCUGCGGGUUUUCACUCCACCCUUGUACUUGAUUGAUGAAU
Coregonus clupeaformis (lake whitefish) is the source of this 1830-nucleotide messenger RNA. RefSeq names its product C1GALT1-specific chaperone 1-like. Gene Ontology annotation, molecular function: N-acetylgalactosaminide beta-1,3-galactosyltransferase activity. Lineage: Eukaryota; Metazoa; Chordata; Actinopteri; Salmoniformes; Salmonidae. Bases 566 to 1522 code for a protein of 318 amino acids. The transcript is spliced from 2 exons. The record is from RefSeq and is a predicted model, not a curated record.